AUGAGCCACAAACGGUACGAAACGAUCCGUCAACUCGGAGAGGGACAGUUCGCCAUCGUCUAUAUGGCCAAGGAUUUGGAAAGCGGCGAGACUGUGGCCAUCAAGAAAGUAAAAUAGGAUUUGGACUGGAUUUGGAAGUUAGAAACUACAUUUCAGAUCAAACUCGGAUCGAGAGAAGAGGCCAAAGACGGAAUCAAUCGGACGGCGAUCCGAGAGAUCAAACUGCUCAAAGAGAUUCAUCACGACAAUAUUAUUACGGUGAGAGAGCGAUCUGCUCAAGAGUACGCGUGAUUUCAGCUACGCGACGUCAUCGGACACCGCACCAGCAUCCAGCUCGUCUUCGACUUCAUGGACACUGAUCUUGAGCACGUUGUCAAGGAUCAGUCGAUCAUUCUGAUGCCGGCGCACAUCAAGAAUAUCACGAUGCAAAUGCUGCUCGGGCUCGAGUUUCUUCAUGUUCACUGGAUUCUGCACAGAGUACGUAACAAAAUAGAAAUAGAAAUGGAAAGCUAAAUGUUUGACGGGGCAAACUUGAGACCGGUUUUCUUUAAAAGGCUGUAAAAACGCGUCGAUAUGCAAAGCCAUAAAACGAGAAUUGUGAGAAUGAAGGAAACAUUUUUCAGGAUCUGAAGCCGAAUAACUUGCUGAUGAACAACAUGGGACGGGUGAAGCUCACCGAUUUCGGUCUCGCUCGCUUCUUCGGAUCGCCCAACCGCAAUUACACCCAUCAGGUGGUCACCCGGUGGUAUCGUGCUCCGGAACUGCUCUUCGGCGCCCGCUCGUACGGAGUCGGAAUCGACAUCUGGUCGGUCGGAUGCAUCAUUGCCGAGCUUCUUCUCAGAGUAAGUCUCACGACGCUCCGCCAACUUCUUCUCCUUCUUCUUCAGAAUCCGAUUUUCCCAGGAGACAGCGACAUUGAUCAGCUCGUCAAAAUUUUCAACGUGCUCGGAGUGCCGACGGCGGAGACGUGGCCGGCGAUGACGUCGAUGAGCAGUUAUGUUCAAAUCAAGUGAGGCAUAUUUCCGAAGACGUAUUCUUCUAAAUAAUGCAACGUUUUCAGACCACAAACCGACACUCCCGGUCUCAAUUUCAUCUUCUCCGCCGCUUCACAAGAUUUGAUCGAUCUUAUGACGGUAUUUGAGCCCAGAGUGUUCAGAUUGAACGGAAAACUUUCAGGGAAUGUGGACGUUCGAUCCAGUGAAACGACUGACGUGCACGCAGUCCCUUCAGAUGGAAUACUUCCGAACGCAGCCGUUCGCGUGCCCCGACGAAGAGCUUCCUCUGCCGAACCGACACCCGCAGAAGAAACGGCGCCGCGACGAAGACAACAGUCACACCGUCCGACGGCUCGUCUUCGAUUAA
Molecule: messenger RNA, 1362 nt
Organism: Caenorhabditis sp. 36 PRJEB53466
Lineage: Eukaryota; Metazoa; Nematoda; Chromadorea; Rhabditida; Rhabditidae
Source: the annotation of a GenBank genome assembly